GCCAACUCCUCCUCCCCCGCACAGUACAGCCUCAUGUUGCAAGGAAAACAGCAUCCUGUUUACCAUUCUGAGAAGUCUGGGGAGCAGCAAGACUCACUGCCUGUGAGAUCAAGGAGCCCGUUUGCAUACAGUUGGACCGCAAAAGAAUACUGUGUCUUUGGUAUUUAGUUCUCACCUAACUAGACAAGCUGAUAUUUCAGCUGCAACAUCACUGUUUAAAAGAGCCAGUGACGCCGUUACGUCAUUACUGUCCUUAUCAGGAGAGCGAGGCGACUCAUCAGUGGGAACAAAAGCCGGGUCGCCGCUACUGGGGCACAAACUUCGAUAUCUCUCCUAAAAAAAAACAACAACCUGUGUUAGUUUUCAUCGUGCACAUCGCCAUGGCCAACAAAACGACUCCUCUUCUCCUCAAGACACUGCUGGAGAUGUCUGAAGCGCACUCUGGAAAGCUUGUACGAGGAAACCUUAGAAGAGCAAAUGUCAGACAUCUGGGCUCCUGCGGGGCCCUGGCAGUGAGGAGGGCCAGCCUGCCUCUAUGCCCCACCACCCCUGUCAGCACACCCAGCCGCAGCUUCAUCAACCUGGCUGCUCCCAUCAGCACACGGAGGAUGGAGUACACCGAGUGCCGGACAUUACGGUAUACUCCAGAGCAGAUGUUCAAUGUGGUGGCCAGUGUGGACCAGUAUCAGCACUUUGUUCCCUGGUGCAAGAAAUCUCAGGUCAUGAAGGGACGAAACGGUGACAUCCGGGCGGAGCUCGAAAUAGGUUUCCCCCCCGUCGUGGAGCGCUACACCUCUGAAGUUACCGUCAUCCCAAACCACCAAGUCAGGGCCCUGUGUACUGAUGGAUCCCUCUUUAACCAUCUUGAAACAGUAUGGAGGUUUGCCCCUGGACACAAAGACCAACCAGAUUCCUGCAAAGUGGAUUUCUAUGUGUCAUUUGAGUUCAAGUCUCUUCUGCACUCUCAGCUGGCCGGCGUAUUCUUCGACGAAGUGAUUAAGAAGAUGGUCAGGGCCUUUGAGUCACGGGCAGCGACACUUUACAGGAACCGGCAGGAGGCGUCACUGAGGAGGCGCUCGACAUGAGGGCGACCCUUUUGACCUCCCCUUCAUCCACAUCCACUCAAACCUUUAACCAAACCCUGCCAGCCUGCUACUUGUACCUACUGUUAACAUUUGUCUUACACAAGAGACUGGAUCUUCUUUUUGCACUCACUCAUAUCUUAUUUUUGAGUUGACAUGCACGUGGAAUAUACUUAAAACUCUAUAUUUAUAAGCCACAUAAACAUUUAUUUACUCUCUUGUACAUAUAUAUUUAUUUUAUGAAUAGGACUAAAUGCAUGGUUUCAAAUGAUCAUGUUGGACACAAAUGUCGUCUUUCAAAAUUAGUGGGAACAUUUACAAGUGACUCCUGCUCAAACAUCUGUUAAGAGCUUUUUCUUGUCUAUAUCAGUGGAAUUAAAAAGCUCUUGU
Thunnus maccoyii (southern bluefin tuna) is the source of this 1472-nucleotide messenger RNA. Its product is annotated as coenzyme Q-binding protein COQ10 homolog, mitochondrial. Gene Ontology annotation, molecular function: ubiquinone binding. The record is from RefSeq and is a predicted model, not a curated record. Gene Ontology annotation, biological process: cellular respiration; ubiquinone biosynthetic process. NCBI's taxonomy places the organism in Eukaryota, Metazoa, Chordata, Actinopteri, Scombriformes, Scombridae. The transcript has 7 exons. Gene Ontology annotation, cellular component: mitochondrion. The coding region runs from base 381 to 1085 and encodes 234 amino acids.